Messenger RNA from Salvia miltiorrhiza (redroot sage), 2045 nucleotides. Its product is annotated as splicing factor U2af small subunit B-like. Gene Ontology annotation, cellular component: spliceosomal complex; U2AF complex. NCBI's taxonomy places the organism in Eukaryota, Viridiplantae, Streptophyta, Magnoliopsida, Lamiales, Lamiaceae. Gene Ontology annotation, molecular function: pre-mRNA 3'-splice site binding; metal ion binding. Bases 71 to 1024 code for a protein of 317 amino acids. Gene Ontology annotation, biological process: mRNA splicing, via spliceosome. The record is from RefSeq and is a predicted model, not a curated record. The transcript has 5 exons.
AGCUGAGUCUUUACAAACAAGCUUCUCUCUCUGGCACAGACAGAAGAAAGAAAUCUGGAGAGAGAGAAAGAUGGCGGAGCACUUGGCGUCGAUAUUCGGAACGGAGAAGGACAGGGUGAACUGCCCCUUCUACUUCAAGAUCGGCGCGUGCAGGCACGGCGACCGGUGCUCGCGUCUGCACACGAAGCCCAGCAUCAGCCCCACUCUGCUGCUCUCCAACAUGUACCAACGCCCCGAUAUGAUCACCCCCGGCGUCGACCCCCAGGGCCAGCCCAUCGAUCCCAAGAAGAUCCAAUCCCAUUUCGAGGAUUUCUACGAAGAUUUGUUUCAGGAGCUGAGCAAAUAUGGUGAUAUCCAGAGCCUGAACAUAUGUGAUAAUUUGGCUGACCACAUGGUUGGUAAUGUUUACGUCCAGUUUAGGGAAGAAGACCAAGCGCAGAAUGCGCUACAGAAUCUUGUUGGAAGAUCUUAUGAAGGGCGACCUAUCAUUGCUGACUUCUCUCCUGUGACGGAUUUCCGUGAGGCAACUUGUAGGCAAUAUGAAGAAAAUGUAUGUAAUCGAGGUGGAUACUGCAACUUCAUGCAUCUGAAAAAGAUUAGCAGGGAACUGAGGCAGCAGUUGUUUCGGAAGGGUAGACGAAGGCAUGACCGCAGUAGAAGCAGAAGCCGUAGUCCUCGUCCCCGUGGCUAUGAGGAGCGUCAUGGCUCUGGGAGAAGGGGUGGUGAUAACCGUCACCAUGAUAGAGGCAGAAGACCUCGAAGCAGAAGCCCGGGUCGAAGGAGUGGCCGAAGCAGAAGUCCUGGGGGAAGGAGAAACAGGAGCCCAGUCAGAGAAAGCAGUGCGGAGAGAAGGGCCAAAAUUGAACAGUGGAAUAAGGAAAGGGAGAAUCCUGAACCUGCUAGAGAUCAUAAUAAUAAACCCGAGGAUGGUAACCAUGGCUUUGAACAUAAUGAUGGGCGUUCGCGUUCCUAUGACGACAAUCAGCGUCCAACAGAGCAAGGAAAUGGAGAUUAUGACUUCUAAAUGCUAUGCAGUUAAUCUUGGUGCGGAUAAUUCACCAUUUUCUCCCUUUCCUCCUUCCAAAGAAAUAGCUAUGUUUAGGAGGAAUAGCAAAUGAACACAGGCACUUGAUUCAACAUUUUUCUUUUAAACAGCCUAAAAAUCCUAAAAUUAGUUUUCAAUUAUGGGAAUAGGCAUGCAUUCCAGCAAACGUUUGGUGAGGCCAAUAAUUAUUCUAGGAAGAGGAAGCUGCUAUAGAAAUCUUAGCAUGUCAUGCACCCCCUUCCCCCUCCUCCAACCCACACACUUGGCAAACACUUCUUUUGCUGAAUCCUGCAUGACUAAACUGAUCAUAUUAUUAUCAGUUGGUGGAGCAGGAUCUGUUUUGUCUUUUCAGAUAGAAAUAACUUGGACUAUGUUUCCUCAAUUAUCUGUGUUCACCUUAGAACUGUUGUUGUUCCUUGACUAUGUUGCACUCCCCCCACCCCCACCUCAAUCCUCCCAACCAAUUCCUGGGGUGACUAAUAUAAUAAACAGGUAAGCGUCCUUUUUUCUAAUCACCUAUCGAUGUGAAGCUGAAGGAUAAUCCCGUUUUAAUAUUUGAUCAUUUAAUACAGUUUUUUCAAGUUGUGCAGGGCCGGAUACUCCUGCUGGGGCAUGGUCUUUUUUGUAGCAGCUUAUGUUAAUAUUUGUAUACAGGUUGGCCAGUUUUGACUGCAGAAAAGAUUGCAAGAUGCAGCCAAUAUAUGUGAUGGCUGAGGAUUAAGUUCUUGUGAUAUCAAUUCGACACAGAAAUGAAGUGGCUUCUUCAGAGCGACUGUCGUGCUGUGUUUAGUUUUUAGAAUUUCAAGCAGCAGUUCUUACUCAGGCAAUGAUUUCCCUUAUCUUUAGAAGAUUAUUGUUUCCUUUUUUUCUUCCUUUUGGAUUCCUUAAGGUGUGUAAUAUUGAAACUCUUACAUUCAUCCUUCUGUUGUGACUAAAUUGAAUCGUGCUUUCACCGUAUUGUUAGUAUUGUGAAAACUUGGGCAACCAAGUUAUUUUGGUA